UCAUGAGACGCGGAGUAGGGAAGAUCGCGCGCCAUGCGUCCACUUGCUUGUAUUACUUUGUUCGCGAUUUUUAACUAUGCGAUCUGCGCUCGGAUCCUCGGCCUUUUUCCACACCCUGGUCGAAGUCACCACAUGGUCUUCGAAUCUCUGUUACAAAAACUCCCUGAACGAGGACACCAUGUGACCGUUGCUUCGUUCUUUCCUCUCAAAAGUCCACCGGCCAACUAUACGGAUGUCAGUUUCGAAGGGAUCACUAAAAUUGGCUUGGAGACAAUUGAUUUGAAUUGUUACGAGAAUCCGGAAUUUAUUCUACGUAUACCGAUAAUAGGAAGAAUUUAUAAGCAAAUAAUAGAUUUUAACCCGCUAUGGGAGUCGGCAUUAAGUGUGUGCAGUAAGGCGAUCGAUUGGCCGCCGCUAAAAGAAGCUCUGAGCAAGGAAUAUGACGUAGUUUUAGUUGAAAAUUUUAAUAGUGACUGUAUGAUAGGUCUGUUGCAUGUGUACCAGAUAAAGGCGCCUGUUGUCGCGAUGUUAUCGAGUAAUCUAUUGCCGUGGUCGCAUGAACGCAUCGGAGCUCCAGAUAACCCUUCCUACGUACCCUUAAUCACUACAACAUUUACUAGUCGAAUGACAUUUUUGGAAAGGAUGGAAAAUACAUUUUUGAAACUAUAUUUAAAUCUCUUUUAUCAACAAAAGAUUCAAAUGAAGGAGCGGGCUAUGAUAGAAAAACAUUAUGGUGUUAAGAUUCCUGAAUUGAAUGAGCUCGCGAAAAAUAUUAGUUUAAUGUUGACGAAUACGCAUCACGCUUUCAACGGCGUUAGACCUCUCGUGCCCGGUCUCGUGGAGGUCGGAGGUAUGCAUUUUAACCCAACGAAAAAAGUUAUACCAGAGUUCAUCGAAAAAUUCCUGAACGAGUCCGAACAUGGCGUUAUAAUAUUCAGUUUUGGAUCACUAAUAAAGACAGCAACAAUGCCGAAGUACAAGGAAGAAAUCUUCAUCAACGCACUAUCGAAGUUAAAACAAAGGGUCAUUUGGAAAUUUGAGCACAGCGCUGAGGAAGGAACGCUCGUCGGUAACAUAUUGAAAGUGAAAUGGCUUCCACAAUAUGAACUGUUACAUCACAAGAAAGUCGUUGCAUUCAUCGCUCACGGAGGCCUGCUGGGUAUGACGGAGGCGGUGUCCGCUGGCAAGCCAAUGGUCGUGAUACCAUUCUAUGGUGACCAACCCAAUAAUGGUGCCAGUGCUGAAAGCGUGGGCUUCGCAAAAGUUAUCUCCUACAUGGAUCUGACUGAAGAAUCAUUAAGUGAAGCCCUGCAAUUUGUUUUAAGUGCUGAAACGCGAUUGAACGCACGUCGCGUGUCAAAAAUGUGGCACGAUAGAGAAUCAGCCCCCUUGGACACGGCGAUUUACUGGGUUGAACGCGUCAUUCGCUGGGGUCACGCGGGAAAACUCCACUCAGUAUCAAGAGACAUGCCCUUCUACGAAUAUUUACUACUCGACGUACUUGCGGUAUACGCACUAAUAGUAUUAGCUAUAAUAAUGAUAAUUUACUUUUUAUUAAUAAGGAUAUUCUAUUUGUUUAUAAAAGAAACCAAACAGAAAGUUCAUUAG
Molecule: messenger RNA, 1608 nt
Organism: Melitaea cinxia (Glanville fritillary)
Lineage: Eukaryota; Metazoa; Arthropoda; Insecta; Lepidoptera; Nymphalidae
Product: UDP-glycosyltransferase UGT5-like
Exons: 4
Coding region: 34-1608 (524 amino acids)
Molecular function (GO): UDP-glycosyltransferase activity
Source: RefSeq, a predicted model, not a curated record